AUGAGCCAGUUAGAGAGCGGCCUACAGCAUGUGUGCCCGGCGGCGUUGUACGAUCCUCUCGCCGGGCUCGCCGUCGCGCUGCUAGCCGCCGUUUGGGCAUGUGGGGUGGCCCGGAGGCUCCCCGCCGGCCUGGUCCGCUUCGCGGCGGUGCUGCCGUGCGUCGUCGCUUUCACGCUGGUGACGGGAUGCAUGAACCACCGGCCAGCCAUCGUCGUGAUGUCAGCGGGUUUCCUGUGGCUCUGGCUCGCCAACUUCAAGGUCCUGGCGCUGGCGCUCGACCGGGGGCCGCUCGCGAUCCGGUCGCUCACGUUCCUGCAGUUCGUGUUCUCGACAGUCCUUCCCGUGCACCCCCUGAUGCUGAAACGCGCCAAGGUCAGCUCGCACGAGGGACCUGUGUCGCUCCUGUGGAUCCUCAUCUCGAUCACCACCAAGCUACCGGCGCUGUGGGCCUUCGUCCACAUGCUGCAGUUCUACGACCUCCCCUGGCUGGCUCAGGACGUGCUGUGGGCCCUGUGCCUGUACCUCUUCCUGGGCCCGCUGCUAGACAUCCCAGGAAGUGUGGCACUUGGGUUGUUGAACCUCGAGUGCGAAAGCCACAUGAAGAACCCCUUCCGCACCACCUCCUUCACCAACUACUGGCAGCGCUGGAAUCUCGUCGCAGGGUCGUCGCUCCGGCACCUCAUCUACGACCCGCUCGUCGAGGGCCGCCUCGUGCGUCACCGGCCGCCAGAGAUCGGCGUGCGCAACAGCGCAGGCCUCGCCGCGCACCUGCACGCCCGCGGCGCCUCGGGCGAGGUCCGGCGCGCCGCCGGCAUGGUCGCCGCGUUCCUCGCGUCCGCCGGCAUCCACGAACUCAUCAUCUGGCUCGGCACGCGCAGCUUCAGCUACCAGUACCGUUGGUUCUGGUUCUUCGCGAUUCAGGGGCCGAUCGUCAUCGCCGAGCGCUGCGUCGCGUCGCUGUGGGCGCGCGCGGGCCUCAAGCCGCUGCCCGAGGCCGUCAUGGCGCCCGCCGCGCUGACGGCGCUGUUCCUGGUGGGGUCCGCGCUCUUCAUUGAACCGUGCGUCAAGAUGGGGAUCGCGCAGGGCGUCCUGAACGAGACGCACCGGCUCCUGCUGCCCGCGGAGCGGCUGCUCGAGCCGUACCUCGGCGGCCCCGUGCGCGCCCUCUCUGGGCCGCUGCUCUCGCGCUUGCCGCGGGGCGGCCACCAUUUCUGA
Messenger RNA from Pedinophyceae sp. YPF-701, 1215 nucleotides. The record is from the annotation of a GenBank genome assembly. Lineage: Eukaryota; Viridiplantae; Chlorophyta; Pedinophyceae.